AUGGCUGGCGCAAUGCAGAAUGCGAAGAAGACGAUCAGGAUCCAGGACGAGGAGCGCGAGUCCAAGUUCGGCUCCGUCUUUUCCGUGUCGGGACCUGUCGUGAUUGCCGAGAAGAUGGCCGGUGCCGCCAUGUACGAGCUCGUCCGUGUCGGCCACGACGAGCUCGUCGGCGAGAUCAUCCGUAUCGACGGCGACAAGGCGACAAUCCAGGUGUACGAGGAGACGUCGGGAAUGACGAUUGGCGAUCCGGUUUUGCGGACAGGGAAGCCGUUGUCGGUCGAGUUGGGUCCAGGUCUCAUGUCGAACAUCUACGAUGGCAUCCAGCGCCCGCUCAAAGCCAUCGCCGAAAAGUCCGAGUCGAUCUACAUCCCCCGCGGCAUCAACACCGACGCUCUCGACCGGGGCAUCAAGUGGGACUUUGACCCGGUCAACUUCAAGGUCGGCGACCACAUUGCGGGCGGCGACAUCUUCGGCAUGGUCUACGAGAACUCGCUGGUCAGCGAGCACAAGAUCAUGAUGAACCCGCGCGGGAUGGGAACGGUUACGCACAUUGCGGAGAAGGGAUCGUACAGCGUCGAGGACGUGGUCCUCGAGACCGAGUUCGAGGGCAAGAAGACCCAGCACACCAUGCUCCAGCUCUGGCCCGUCCGCGCCCCUCGUCCGACCGGCGAAAAGCUCGAAGCCAACUACCCCCUCCUCACCGGCCAACGCGUCCUCGACUCGCUUUUCCCCUGCGUCCAAGGCGGCACGACGGCCAUCCCUGGCGCGUUCGGCUGCGGCAAGACGGUCAUCUCGCAAGCCGUCUCCAAGUUCUCCAACUCGGACAUCAUCGUCUACGUCGGCUGCGGUGAGCGCGGCAACGAGAUGGCUGAGGUGUUGAUGGACUUCCCCGAGCUCUCUAUCGACGUCAACGGCGUGCAAGAACCCAUCAUGAAGCGCACGACCCUGGUCGCGAAUACUUCGAACAUGCCUGUGGCUGCCCGUGAAGCUUCGAUCUACACGGGCAUCACGCUGUCGGAGUAUUUCCGCGACCAGGGGAGGAAUGUAGCCAUGAUGGCCGACUCGUCGUCGCGGUGGGCGGAAGCGUUGCGCGAGAUCUCGGGACGUCUCGCAGAGAUGCCGGCCGACUCGGGUUACCCCGCCUACCUCGGCGCCAAGCUCGCCUCCUUCUACGAGCGUGCCGGCAAAGCCGUCUGCUUGGGAUCGCCUCGCCGUACCGGUUCGACUACCAUCAUCGGAGCCGUCUCUCCCCCCGGUGGCGACUUCUCCGACCCCGUCACGACCGCGACGCUCGGUAUCGUCCAGGUCUUCUGGGGCCUCGACAAGAAGCUCGCCCAGCGCAAGCACUUCCCGUCCGUUAACUGGAACGUCUCGUACUCGAACUACACCCGCGUCCUGCAGCCGUACUACGAGGAGACCGAGCCCGACUUCCUGCACUACCGCAACCUCGCGAAGGAGAUCUUGCAGAAGGAGAACGAGCUGGCGGAGAUCGUACAGCUCGUUGGCAAGUCUUCGCUCGGCGAGGAUGACAAGGUAGUCCUCGACGUUGCGAGGCUCCUCAAGGAAGAUUUCCUCCAACAGAACGGCAUCUCGACGUACGACCGCUACUGCCCGUUCUACAAGACGACCGGCAUGCUCAAGUGCAUGAUCGCGUACUACGAAGCGGCAAUCAAGGCAGUCGACAGCGAGGGGACGACUUGGUCGCGCGUCAAGGACGCCACGAGCGACCUCUACUACCGCCUGACGCAGCUCAAGUUCCUCGACCCGGCAGACGGCCAGGAGCCGAUCGAGAAGGAGAUCAACCAGCUGCACGCCGACAUCCAGCGGACCUUCCAGGACCUCGCCGACUGA
Rhodotorula toruloides NP11 is the source of this 1851-nucleotide messenger RNA. Its product is annotated as V-type H+-transporting ATPase subunit A. The record is from RefSeq and is a predicted model, not a curated record. Gene Ontology annotation, molecular function: ATP hydrolysis activity; ATP binding; proton-transporting ATPase activity, rotational mechanism. Gene Ontology annotation, cellular component: fungal-type vacuole membrane; proton-transporting V-type ATPase, V1 domain. The transcript is spliced from 10 exons. Bases 1 to 1851 code for a protein of 616 amino acids. Gene Ontology annotation, biological process: proton transmembrane transport; ATP metabolic process. NCBI's taxonomy places the organism in Eukaryota, Fungi, Basidiomycota, Microbotryomycetes, Sporidiobolales, Sporidiobolaceae.